Chaetura pelagica (chimney swift) is the source of this 1089-nucleotide messenger RNA. RefSeq names its product SAM and SH3 domain containing 3 (gene SASH3). Bases 1 to 1089 code for a protein of 362 amino acids. Lineage: Eukaryota; Metazoa; Chordata; Aves; Apodiformes; Apodidae. Gene Ontology annotation, cellular component: cytoplasm; nucleus. Gene Ontology annotation, molecular function: protein binding. The transcript is spliced from 6 exons. The record is from RefSeq and is a predicted model, not a curated record. Gene Ontology annotation, biological process: positive regulation of B cell proliferation; positive regulation of adaptive immune response; positive regulation of immunoglobulin production.
AUGCCCCCUCAGCUCUCCCUCCAGCGUUCCAGCAGCUUCAAGGACUUUGCCAAGGCUAAAGUCAGCUCCCCUGUGCCAAGCGAGAAGGAGUUCAACCUGGAGGAGAACAUCCCUGAGGAUGUGUGCAGCAGCCCUGGCCCUGAGGACGCUGCCCGGAGCAGCGGGAUGAAGCUGAGCAAGAAGUGGCGGGCUGUCAUCUCCCGCACCAUGAACCGCAAGAUGGGCAGGAUGGCCGUGAAAGCCCUGGCUGAGGGGAAGGGAGACAUGGAGGAGGAGGAGGGGUCCCCGUGUCCCCUGUCCCCAGCCAGCAGCAUAGAGGAGCCGAGCCACGAGAAGGUGCCCCUGUCUUACCUGGAGAGGGAGGAAGAGGGACACCCCCCCCUCAGCCGCCAGCUGUCCAGUGGUGAGUCCAGCCCCAGCAGGACCCCGGCCCCCCAUCCCGCACACCCUGACCCCCGGAAUCCCUCGGCAGGCAGCGAGGCAGGGAGGGCGGCUGGGGACCCCCUCCCCAGCGUGUGCCCACCUGCACCUCCCUCAUCCCAGAAAGGGGACAUCAUCCGGCAUCAUCAGAAGCCGCCCAUGGGCACCUGGACGGGGCUGCUCAACAACAGGGUGGGCUCCUUCAAGUUCAUCUACGUGGAUAUUAUCCCUGAGGAGCCUCUCCCUGCCCGCAAGAGCCGGGGCUCCAGCAAGAGCAAGCGCCUCAAGCCCAAGACACUCCAUGAGCUGCUGGAGCGCAUCAACCUGCAGGAACACACCUCUACUCUGCUGCUGAAUGGCUACCAGACCCUGGAGGACUUCAAGGAGCUGCGGGAGACCCACCUCAACGAGCUGAACAUCACGGACCCCCAGCACCGCGCCAAGCUGCUGACAGCAGCUGAGCUCCUCCUGGACUACGACACAGCGAGUGAGCCAGAGGAAGGCGACAGCUCUGAAGCGCAGCCUUCGCCCUUGGAGCCCAAGGGGGACAUUCCCCGGGACUCGGGUUGCUUUGAGGGAUCGGAGACCCUCGACAGCAGCCGGGAUGAGGCUGAGCUGGGGGGUCCCAAGGAGCAGCUGCAGGAUGUCUCCCUGCCAAAGUCCUCCUGA